ACAAAGUUUAACUUUGUGCAGCAGACGCUCAGUGCAGUGCAGUCAGUGCGCUCGAGCCGUUUACCGGUGCGGUCCACACUAUUAUGGAGCGGCGACACUGGUCCUGAGGAGACGUUUACAACAGCAGAGGCUAAAAGAGACCGUGACAUCGCCACGGGGAAUUAGAGACGUUUAUUAUUUUGUUAUAAACAGUUACAAAACGGAUUAUAACAGAAGGUCGGCUGCGGUGUGAUUAACCAAUAAAAAUGGGGAGCCGGGGACACUACCGGUACCACUGGCAAAGCCACAAUGUCAAGCAGAGCGGUGUGGAUGAUAUGGUGCUGCUGUCCAAGAUCAAUGAAGAUGCUAUUGUGGAAAACCUCAAGAAAAGAUACAUGGAUGACUACAUUUUUACAUACAUUGGUCCUGUACUCAUCUCAGUAAACCCUUUCAAACAAAUGCCUUACUUUGGGGAGAAAGAAAUAGAGAUGUACCAAGGCGCAGCUCAGUAUGAGAACCCUCCUCAUAUCUACGCUCUUGCUGAUAACAUGUAUAGAAACAUGAUGAUUGAUCGUGAGAACCAGUGUGUGAUUAUCAGCGGUGAAAGUGGAGCAGGGAAGACCGUAGCAGCAAAGUACAUCAUGGGCUACAUUUCCAAAGUGUCAGGUGGAGGACCCAGAGUUCAGCAUGUCAAAGACAUCAUUCUUCAGUCUAAUCCCCUUCUUGAGGCCUUUGGGAAUGCUAAGACAGUGAGGAACAACAACUCCAGUCGAUUUGGGAAAUACUUUGAGAUUCAGUUCAGUUCCGGCGGCGAGCCAGAUGGUGGGAAAAUCUCCAACUUCCUUUUGGAAAAAUCACGAGUGGUGAUGCGGAAUCCUGGAGAGAGAAGCUUCCACAUCUUUUAUCAGCUAAUAGAGGGAGCCAGUGGAGACCAGAAAAGCAGUCUGGGUAUCACCAGUCUGGAUUACUACUCUUACCUCAACCAGUCCGGUUCCUACAAAGUGGACGAUAUCAACGACAAGCAUGAUUUCCAAGAAACCUUGCAUGCCAUGGAUGUGAUUGGUAUCUCAGUGAUGGACCGCUCCAUGGUGCUGCAGAUUGUGGCAGGAAUUCUUCAUCUUGGGAACAUCAACUUCAGGGAAGCGGGGAAUUAUGCUGCUGUGGAGAAUGAUGAGUUUCUGGCCUUUCCUGCCUUCCUGUUGGGCAUCGAUCAGGAACGUUUAAAAGAAAAACUCACCAGCCGAAAGAUGGACGGCAAAUGGGGAGGCAAGUCUGAGUCCAUAGAUGUGACUCUGAAUGUUGAACAAGCAUGCUUCACACGCGACGCUCUCUCCAAAGCUCUACACUCUCGUGUUUUUGACUACCUGGUAGAGUCCAUCAAUAAAGCUAUGGUCAAGGAACACCAGGAGCUGAACAUCGGAGUAUUGGAUAUCUACGGCUUUGAGAUUUUUCAGAAAAAUGGAUUCGAACAAUUCUGCAUCAACUUUGUGAAUGAAAAACUGCAGCAGAUUUUUAUUGAACUGACUCUAAAAGCUGAACAGGAUGAGUAUGUACAGGAAGGCAUCAGAUGGACUCAAAUAGAGUACUUCAACAAUAAGAUCGUCUGUGACCUCAUUGAGAGUAAAAUAAAUCCUCCAGGCAUUAUGAGUAUAUUAGACGAUGUUUGCGCUACUAUGCAUGCGAAGGGUGAAGGUGCAGAUCAGACAAUGCUGCAGAAGCUCCGAAUGCAGAUCAACAACCACGAGCACUUUAACAGCUGGAAUCAGGGCUUCAUCAUCCACCAUUAUGCUGGAAAGGUGUCUUAUGAUGCAGAGGGUUUCUGUGAGAGGAACAGAGACGUGCUGUUCACUGACCUGAUCGAGCUGAUGCAGAGCAGUGAAAUAGCUUUCAUCCGUGCCCUGUUCCCAGAAAACCUCAAUGCUGAGAAAAAAGGCAGACCGACUACUGCAGGGAGUAAAAUUAAGAAACAAGCCAACGAUCUAGUGAGCACCUUGAUGAAGUGCACGCCUCACUACAUCCGCUGUAUAAAACCCAACGAGACCAAGAAGCCCAAAGACUGGGAGGAGAGCAGAGUGAAGCACCAGGUGGAGUAUUUGGGUCUGAAGGAGAAUAUAAGAGUAAGACGUGCAGGGUAUGCUUACAGAAGAAUCUUCCGCAAGUUUUUGAACAGGUACGCCAUUUUAACGAAGGAGUCAUGGCCGACGUGGCGUGGCGAUGAGAAGCAGGGUGUGCUGCACCUCCUACGCUCAGUAAACAUGGACCAAGACCAGUAUCAGCUCGGACAUACCAAAAUCUUUAUCAAAGCCCCUGAGUCGCUGUUCCUGCUGGAGGAGACGAGAGAGCGCAAAUUCGAUGGCUAUGCUAGAACCAUUCAGACUGCCUGGAGGAAAUAUUGUGCACGCAAGAAAUAUGUUCAGAUGAGAGAGGAAGCCUCUGAUCUGCUGCUGAACAAGAAGGAGAGACGACGGCACAGCUUGAACAGAAACUUUGUGGGUGAUUAUCUGGGUAUGGAUGACCGGCCUGAACUCAGGCAGUUCGUGGGUAAAAGAGAAAAGAUUGAUUUUGCUGACAAGGUCAACAAAUUCGACAGGAGGUUUAAGAGCAUCAAGAGAGACCUGAUCCUCACCCCUAAAUCUGUUUACCUGAUCGGAAGAGAAAAGGUGAAGCAGGGGCCGGAGAAAGGGCUGGUUAAAGAGGUCUUAAAGCGCAAAAUUGAUGUUGAGAAGAUUUUAGCAAUUUCUCUAAGCACAAUGCAGGAUGACUUUAUGAUCCUGCACGAGGACGAGUACGACAGCCUGCUGGAGUGUGUGUUCAAGACAGAGUUCAUCAGCUUAUUGGCACGCAGAUAUGAAGAGAGAACACAGAGAAAACUACCUCUCAAAUUUAGCAACACGAUGGAAAUGAAACUGAAAAAGGAAAAAUGGGGACCCUGGAAUGCCGGUGGCUCCAGACAGGUGCAGUUUAUGCAAGGUCAAGGAGAUGUAGCUGUGCUGCGACCCUCAAAUAAAAUGCUGCAGGUCAGCAUUGGACCCGGUUUGCCCAAAAACUCACGUCCUACCAAGAAAGGCAUCACUCAAAGCCAGCCCAACAGGUCUAGAACACAUCACCACACCCCAACACGAGCCGCACCCGGCCCACCAGUUGCUCACCAGAAUGGAGGCCUGAAGAAUUCAAACCACAGAAACUCACAGCAUCACAGCAACCAGAGGGCGACGUCUGAAAACACUGCCCGGCCGUUCCUGCCUACGAAUGUCAGUCAGCUGAGGGAAAGAGGCAGCAGACACGCACCACAGCAACCCAAUCUGGACUUCCUGAGAGUACCCGACCAAGGGGCUGCUGGCAGAAAUCGACAGCCAACUGACAAUGGAGGAAUGGCCCACAGACAGUCCACAAACAGGCCAGCUCCAGGAGGAGGACGACCCAAACCUGCCCCCAAACCAAAGCCUCAGGUGCCUCAGUGUAAAGCCCUUUACGCCUACGAUGCCCAGGACACAGAUGAACUCAGUUUCAACGCAGAUGACAUCAUUGAGAUCAUUAAAGAAGACGCCUCCGGAUGGUGGACGGGGAGACUGAGAGGUAAACAAGGCCUUUUCCCCAACAACUAUGUGACCAAGAUCUAACCUCUCCUGCUGUAAAAGAGGGGACCAGACUUGAACCUCAGCGCACUUAUUGGACAAAGAAAAGAGGACAAACUGAGACAAUGAAAGACAGAGUAAAGUGUUUUUGCUCUGCAUUGCGUUGCGACGAACGCUUGAAGCUCUUUUCCAGGGCGCCAAAUACUGAGCUGUCCCUGAGAGCACUGAUCAAAACUAUUUAUUGUAUUUAUAUUCUAGCAUUCUACAGUUUAAUUUCUGAUGCGCUUUGUUCAUCUGUCCUUGAUAUUUAAGGUGAUCUUAAUUCACUUGAAGAGAUGAAGUAGCCAUUUUACAUGGGAACAGGCUUUUUUUUUUAUCAUUUUGCUCUUGAGAUGGAUAGGUUUUUAUACGUAAAUGAAGGUGCUUACCUUUAGAGUCACCUGCUGUUUGUGUAUGUGUAUUUUCUUUUUUUUCCAUUCUAUUGAAGUCAUGUCCAAAUCAAAGGUUUUAGUGGGGAAUGGGUUUUUUUUUGCUGCUAAAAACCGUUUUGCCACGUUUAUUCCCUUUCAUAUUGCAGUUAAGAGAAACCCAAAUGUAUAUAAUGCACUACAGUUCUUGAAAAAACACGGAUUGUAUGAUUAUCCAAUUUAUUAUCUUGGAACAAUGUUGAAUGUAUCAUUGUGCAAAAGACGCAAACAGUUGGGUUAAACUGUCUAAAUUUCAACUACAGUGGUAUUUGAAUGCAUUAUUUUACAGAUCAACAAUCAUCUGUCAGUGUGUAAAGUAGAUAAUAACAUCAUACAGAUGUACUAAUAGGGUCAUCCACAUCAACAUUUGCCAAGGUGUUUGAUUUAUAAGAAUCAGUGGCUCAAUCCAAGAUACUUUUUUUGGAGUUCCUGAAAAUACAGAAGUCAUUUCCAUAUUUUCUUAUGAGCAUUUUUUUACAGUCAUUGGUGAUGUUUGCAUACUAUCCUACUGAUGAGGUUGCCUUGUCUAAUACACAAAUUCAAAACUUCAA
Danio aesculapii is the source of this 4572-nucleotide messenger RNA. It is a transcript of the gene myo1ea, whose product is annotated as myosin IEa. Gene Ontology annotation, biological process: vesicle transport along actin filament; actin filament organization. Bases 246 to 3599 code for a protein of 1117 amino acids. Gene Ontology annotation, cellular component: plasma membrane; microvillus; vesicle. The transcript has 29 exons. Gene Ontology annotation, molecular function: actin filament binding; microfilament motor activity; ATP binding. NCBI's taxonomy places the organism in Eukaryota, Metazoa, Chordata, Actinopteri, Cypriniformes, Danionidae. The record is from RefSeq and is a predicted model, not a curated record.